AUGACCGGCAUAGGUAGGAUCGUUCUGAUAGACCUCGGCGCGAGAGAAGCAGGUGGAGGUUCAACAUCUUCAGCCCAAAAAAGACACCUAAGAGCCAUUCUAUCGGUCAAUGUUGUUGAUAGGCAACCUUCCCGGCGAUUGCCAACAAUAACUUUCACUGACACCGAUUUUCAAGGCAUUGAUCCGGUACAAGACGAUCCAAUGGUGAUCAGUGUGGAAAUUCACAAUUGUAUAGUCAAGAAAACGCUGGUCGACCAAGGCAGUUCGGCAGAUAUUUUGUAUUGGAAUACCUUUAAGCAGUUGGGUAUCUCCGAGAGAGAGUUAAUCCCUUAUGACAAUCCUUUGGUCGGUUUUGCAGAAGAGAGGGUAAGCACCAAAGGAUAUAUUAAACUUUUCACUCGUUUUUGUUUUGACGAACAGGAAAGCAGGGAAAUUCAAGUAAAAUAUAUUGUGGUAGAUGCUAACACAUCUUAUAACAUUCUCCUCGAUCGACCAUCAUUGAACAUGCUAGGCGCAAUCGUAUCAACUCCGCACCUAGCAAUGAAAUUUCCAUCCGACAAGGGGAAAAUCAUCACAAUUCACGCCGACCAGAAGGCCGCUCGGGAAUGUUAUUUCGCUAGUUUGCGAGUAGCUCCCAUGGAAGAAAGAAAUUCAAAAUCCAAUAGGGUUCACGUUGUUAACCCUUCGGCACCGGUUGAGGAACCAGUUUGUGAUCUUGACCCAAGAAUGAAUGAUGAGGAACGUGUAGAGCCGAUUGAAUUGAAAGUUCCGUUACAGCUCGGGUCUCAGUCAACUCAGGUUACGUAUAUUGGAGCUGACAUAUCCGAAGAAGAUCGCGUCACCCUGGGCCGUAUAGUAAUGAAAAACAAGGAUCUCUUUGCAUGGACACCGUCUGACAUGCCCGGCAUAGACCCAAGUGUCAUGUGUCACAAGUUGUCAAUCUGCCCCGAAGCAAGGCCAAUCGCCCAGCGUAAAAGGAAAAUGGGAACAGACCAAAAAUUUGCAGUUGAGACCGAAGUCGCAAAGUUGCUCGAAGCCAAAUUUAUCCAAGAAGUUCACUACACCACUUGGUUGACGAAUGUGGUAAUGGUAAAAAAACCAAACGGAAAAUGGAGAAUAUGUACUGACUACACCAACCUCAAUAAAGCAUGCCCAAAAGAUGCUUAUCCACUCCCAAAUAUCGAUCGGCUAGUUGACGGAGCCUCCGGACACAGGAUCCUCACUUUUCUUGAUGCUUAUUCGGGAUACAAUCAAAUUCGCAUGCAUCCCCGAGAUGAGGAAAAAACGGCCUUUAUAACUGAUUCGGCCAACUAUUGCUAUCAGGUAAUUCCUUUCGGAUUAAAAAAUGCAGGUGCAACCUAUCAGCGGUUGAUGAAUAAAGUUUUCCGACACCAACUUGGUAGAAGCAUGGAGGUAUAUGUCGACGACAUGGUCGUUAAAUCCCACGACAUUUCCAACCACGUGGCCGAUCUUUCGGAGGUAUUCCAGCAAUUGCGCCGAUACGACAUGCGCUUGAACCUGGAAAAGUGUGUGUUCGGUGUAUCAGGAGGAAAAUUUCUCGGCUUUAUGUUGUCGGCAAGGGGUAUCGAGGCCAAUCCUGAUAAAUGCAUGGCAAUUGUCAACAUGGUAAGUCCCCAAAACCUCAAGGAAGUUCAGAAAUUAGCAGGACGCCUUACAGCUUUAUCAAGGUUCCUUCCCUGUCUAGCCGAAUUAGCCAAACCCAUUGUUGGUUUGUUGAGAAAGGUAAAUAAGUUCGAAUGGUCUAUCGAGUGCGAGGAGGCUUUCCAGACUUUAAAGGAGCGCCUCGGCUCACCACCUAUUCUUUCCAAACCCGAUCCCGAGGUACCAAUGGUGGUCUAUUUGUGCGUAUCAAAUGACGCAAUCAGCGCCAUUCUAAUUCAAGAGAAAGAGGGACAACAACCAAUCUAUUUUAUCAGUCGCAUGUUACAGGAGGCUGAGACAAGAUAUCAGCUUCUAGAAAAAGUGGCACUUGGACUUGUCCACACCGCUCGGCGCCUCAGGCAAUAUUUUCAGAGUCACCGUGUCGUUAUCCGAACUGACUGCCCAAUAGCCAAGGUGUUGCGUAAACCAGAAUUAGCAGGAAGGAUGAUGGCUUGGUCUAUUGAGCUAUCAGAAUUUGACAUUAGUUUUGAGCCACGAGGGUCGAUCAAGUCUCAAUACUUGGUGGAUUUCGUCAACGAAUUGCAACCGAAAGGGCAAUUCGUGAGUGACUUGUGGACGAUGCACGUGGAUGGCUCUUCAAACAAUCAAGGAAGUGGAGCAGGUAUAAUCCUUGAGGGACCAGCGGGAGUAAAUCUUGAGCAAUCUUUGCGAUUUGCAUUUAAAGCAUCAAACAACCAGGCCGAAUACGAGGCACUAUUGGCCGGGUUAAGACUUGCACAAGAGAUCGGGGCCAGACGAGUGAUAUGUUAG
Messenger RNA from Cajanus cajan (pigeon pea), 2433 nucleotides. Lineage: Eukaryota; Viridiplantae; Streptophyta; Magnoliopsida; Fabales; Fabaceae. The record is from RefSeq and is a predicted model, not a curated record.